UUUUGCUCAGAAAAUUUUUCUCGUUAAUGACAUAUGACUUCUCUAAUCCUCAUAAUCCUGGUCCUAAUGCACCUAUGAAAUGGAUUCAAAUUGUUCUACAGCUGCUUCUUGGUACCUCUGCCAAUAGAACCCAAAGCCUUGCCCCCAAGAUACUUCUCGGCAUCGACUUCUAUGGAAAUGAUUUCUCCCUUUCAAGGGAUGCAGGUGGUGGAGCUAUUAUUGGGAGAGAUUACCUGGCACUUUUGGAGAAGCACAGGCCUGAACUGCAGUGGGAUAAGAAUAGUGGGGAGCAUUUUUUCUUUUACACUGACAACAAGGAUAUCAGGCAUGCGGUAUUCUAUCCAUCUUCGAAGUCAAUUUCUUUGCGGUCAGAGGAAGCUCGUUCACGGGGGUGUGGCAUCUCGAUCUGGGAAAUUGGCCAAGGCUUGGAUUAUUUUUUUUACCUUCUUUGAUAGCUCGUUAUGUGUACUCCUUUUGUGGCCCAUGUUAAUGUUUAUUCCUAAGUUGCAACUCGUAACUGUUGUGUAUUCAGUAUAAACGAAAAGUACUUCGGUUAAAUUGGGAUUUUUUUUUUCAGAAA
This is a messenger RNA of Glycine soja, 580 nucleotides long. Its product is annotated as chitinase domain-containing protein 1-like. The record is from RefSeq and is a predicted model, not a curated record. Gene Ontology annotation, molecular function: oligosaccharide binding. Gene Ontology annotation, biological process: carbohydrate metabolic process. Bases 27 to 452 code for a protein of 141 amino acids. NCBI's taxonomy places the organism in Eukaryota, Viridiplantae, Streptophyta, Magnoliopsida, Fabales, Fabaceae. The transcript is spliced from 2 exons. Gene Ontology annotation, cellular component: extracellular region.